AUGAGCCUAGCGUUUGACGAGUAUGGGCGGCCCUUCAUCAUCCUGCGGGAGCAAGAGCGCAAGUCGCGCAUCCGCGGCGUCGAGGCCGUCAAGGCCAACAUCCUGGCGGCGAAGACGGUCUCGCGCACGCUGCGGUCGUCGCUGGGCCCCAAGGGCAUGGACAAGAUGCUCCAGAGCCCAGACGGCGACGUGACCAUCACCAACGACGGCGCGACCAUUCUGGAGCAGAUGGAGGUUGAGAACCAGAUUGGGAAGCUGCUGGUGGAGCUGAGUAAGAGCCAGGACCAGGAGAUUGGGGACGGCACCACAGGGGUUGUCGUGCUGGCCGGCGCCCUGCUGGAGCACGCCGAGGCGCUGCUGGACAUGGGCAUCCACCCUCUGCGCGUGGCCGAGGGCUACGAGAUGGCCUGCCGCGUGGCCAUUGCCAACCUGGAGGCCAUCGCGACAAAGUGGGACUUUUCGAAGGACGACAUCGAGCCGCUAGUGCAGACGUGCAUGACGACGCUCUCCUCGAAAGUUGUGGGCCGCCUCAAGCGCCCCAUGGCGGAGAUGUGCGUCAAGGCAGUGCUUGCAGUUGCUGACCUGGAGCGCCGGGACGUCAACCUCGACCUCAUCAAGGUCGAGGGCAAGGUGGGUGGCCAGAUGGAGGACGCCCGGCUGGUGGAGGGCAUCGUCAUCGACAAGGACUUCAGCCACCCCCAGGUGGGUGAGCGGUUCAUGUAA
Molecule: messenger RNA, 723 nt
Organism: Monoraphidium neglectum
Lineage: Eukaryota; Viridiplantae; Chlorophyta; Chlorophyceae; Sphaeropleales; Selenastraceae
Product: T-complex protein 1 subunit epsilon
Exons: 7
Coding region: 1-723 (240 amino acids)
Biological process (GO): protein folding
Cellular component (GO): chaperonin-containing T-complex
Molecular function (GO): ATP hydrolysis activity; ATP binding; ATP-dependent protein folding chaperone
Source: RefSeq, a predicted model, not a curated record